AUGUUCCGAUCAGAAGCUCAUUUUUUGAUGCUAGCUAAUUUGCGAUUUCUCGAACUGCAAAAGUUGCUAUUGAAUAGAUUUCAGACAUUUAAAAAUGAAGAAAUAAGAAUAUUGAAAAAAGAUAAGAUGAAAGAAAUAUUAUAUGAAUGGGCUAAAUUUUUAACGAAAGAAAAGAAAAAGACUAAUAUAACAAGUAUUCCGCAGGACGUGCUACAAAAUAAAAAGGUUAUCGAAAUAUUGAAGGAGGAUAUUGAUUGUAAAUGGCUAGUCAAUAAAAUAAAUAUAAAAACUAAUAAACGCGAUUACAAAGUAGAAGAAGACAUACAACAAAAUGCCACGAAUGAAUUGAAAAAAAUAGACAAUCUUCACUUUGAUGAAUACCCAGAAUUAUUUUAUUAUGAAUAUCCUCAAUUCCCUUAUAAUUAUUAUGAUAAAAAGAAGAUGAGUAGUUUUUAUUCCCUUAUAAAAUUUCCAUAUAAUGAUAUCUUAAACAUUUCGAGAAGAAUUAAAAGUAGUAGUUCAAUAGAAGAUGAAGAAGUGAUUAGGUGGAAGGAACAUAAGGAGGAGGUACAACAGAAUUAUGAUCAUAGUAUUGUUAAGAAACAGCUUAAUGAUAAUCUUGAUGUGACUAAAAAUGAAGACGAAGAUGUUUUGCAAAAAUUACCUGAACAGCAAGGUGAAAGUGUUGUAAACUACUCGAGCAGUAGUUACAUUUACGCUCCAUCAGAAAUGGACACAUCGAAGGAGAAAUAUUUCUGA
Messenger RNA from Plasmodium malariae, 759 nucleotides. Its product is annotated as conserved Plasmodium protein, unknown function. NCBI's taxonomy places the organism in Eukaryota, Apicomplexa, Aconoidasida, Haemosporida, Plasmodiidae. The record is from RefSeq and is a predicted model, not a curated record. Bases 1 to 759 code for a protein of 252 amino acids. The transcript has a single exon.